Molecule: messenger RNA, 829 nt
Organism: Neurospora tetrasperma FGSC 2508
Lineage: Eukaryota; Fungi; Ascomycota; Sordariomycetes; Sordariales; Sordariaceae
Exons: 4
Coding region: 150-560 (136 amino acids)
Biological process (GO): mitochondrial electron transport, cytochrome c to oxygen
Cellular component (GO): mitochondrial inner membrane
Molecular function (GO): enzyme regulator activity
Source: RefSeq, a predicted model, not a curated record
GUUCGCACCCGGAGUCACGAGAAGCCGCCAAGCGCAGGAGGAAAAGAGUGGGGCCAGCUUGCUACAACCUUUGCUGCUGAUUCCGCAUCCACCUCGUUACCACUCCUCCUCCGAACCACCUGUAGUCGACCACAACGAAUACGGAAACCAUGUUCGCCCAACGCCAGAUGUUCUUCGCGCGCCUCGCCGCCAACCUUCGCGCCCCGGCGGUCCGCCAGACCGUCCAGCGCCGCUUCGCCAGCACCCCUGCCAACGAGUCCGGCAAGAACGCCUUCGUCCGCGAGCGUGAGGCCGUCAAGCAGCACGCCGCUGAGACCACCGAGCUCUGGCGCAAGAUCUCUCUCUACGGCAUCCCCCCUGCCCUUGCCCUCGCCGGAUACAACGCCUACACCCUCUACAACGAGCAUUGGGAGCACUGGUCCCACCUCCCUCCCCUUGAGGAGCGCACCGAGUACCCCUACCAGAACAUCCGCACCCGCAACUACCCCUGGGGCGAUGGUGACAAGACUCUCUUCUGGAACGAGUCUGUCAACUACCACAACCGCGACAAGGUCACGUAAGUGGCUUGUUGAUGCGAGCUUCACAAGCACCAUCUGUGCUCUUGCUUGCUAGACUGGCAUCAUCCCUGGAUCAUUGGAAAGCAAAGAGAAUUGGGACAGCUAGCGUGUAGUGAGAGCAGGUGGCAUGGGACUGUGAAUGAAGUGUGGAGAGGAAGAACAUGAUGAGUGCUAGAGGCACCACCACGUCCACUGAUCCUCAAUCAUCAUAUCAAUUUAACUGCAUUCUGAUAUCAGGCUCUGUAAUGGGGCGCAUUGACAUCCAUAUGACC